Molecule: messenger RNA, 2382 nt
Organism: Dipodomys ordii (Ord's kangaroo rat)
Lineage: Eukaryota; Metazoa; Chordata; Mammalia; Rodentia; Heteromyidae
Product: vomeronasal type-2 receptor 116-like
Biological process (GO): G protein-coupled receptor signaling pathway
Cellular component (GO): membrane
Molecular function (GO): G protein-coupled receptor activity
Source: RefSeq, a predicted model, not a curated record
AUGUUCCCUGUGGCUCUGACACUGCUUCUCCUCCAGCAUCCACACCUGGUCAGUUCCUCUGAAGACGGCAGAUGGAUUUGCACAGGGAAAUCUGUGGUACCCAGCAGGGGAGAUGUGGUCAUUGCUGGAUUUUACCCCCUUUAUUCUUGGGAAUUCUUCAUUCAAAGCUUGAAUGACCUUACCCUGCAGCAACAGAACAUUCAGAUCAACUUAAAGAAAUACCAAUUGCUUCUCACCCUGCUGCUGGCUGUGGAGGAGAUCAACAAGAAUCCCCAUCUGCUACCCAACAUGACUCUGGGGUAUGAGAUCUAUAGUGCACAUUAUUUAGGUACUGAUCUGUUAGAGGAUCCUCUCAUCUGGCUGUCUGGGAAAAAUAAAAACAGCCCCAAUUACACCUGCAGAAGAGACAGCAAAGCUUUAGCAGUACUCACAGGAACCUCAAGCACAUCUGUUCCAAUCGGGACACUGCUGGAUCUCUACCAACUUCCACAGCUCACUUUUGGGACUUUUGAUCCUCUCCUGAGUGACCAUGGAAAGUUUGGGACUGUCUAUCAGAUGGCAGCCAAAGACUCAUAUCUAGCCCUGGCCAUGGUCUCUUUGAUGCUUCAUUUCAACUGGACUUGGGUGGGACUGUUCAUCAUUGAAGACAACUAUGGUGUGUGGUUCCUCUCAGAAUUGAGAGAAGAGAUGGGCAAGAGUAGAGUCUGUUUUGCCUUUGAGAACAUGAUCCCUUACAAUGCCUCUACAGAAUACUCAGAUGAUUUAUCGAAGUAUCGCCAGCUAAUGGACUCAUCAACCAAUGUGAUUAUCAUUUAUUGGGACAGUAAAUUUCUACUAAGCUUUAUUGUUAAAUUUGGGCACAUUUUAAUUACAAGGAAAGUCUGGGUCAUGAACUCACCCUAUGAUGAUGCCACCAUUGACUUGGGGCACUGUUCAUACAAUGCCACACUCCAUUGGUUGCUGAGGCACAUUUUUGACAUGACUAUAUCAGAAGAGAGUUACAACAUCUACAAUGCUGUGUAUGCUGUGGCCCACGCUCUCCACCAGAUAUUUCUUCAUCACAUGGAAGAGCCACCAGGGCACAAUGGUCAACCAAGGGCAUAUCUCUCUUCACAGCUGCAUCCCUUUUUGAAGAAGAUCCAAUUUAACAAUCCUGUUGGAGACCACGUGGUUUUGAAUGAGGAAAGGAAAUUGGAGGCAGAGUAUGACAUUAAGAGCUUUUGGAAUUUUCCAGAAGGUCUGGGACAAAGGGUGAAAGUUGGCGAGUUUUCUCCAUCUAGGCCACAUGGGCAACAACUGAUUUUGUUUGAAAAUCUGAUAGAGUGGCCCAUAGGAAUUACCAAGACUCCUCAGUCUGUCUGCACUGAGAACUGUGGUUCUGGAUUCAGGAAGGCCUCUCUGGAGGGAAAUGCUACCUGUUGUUUUGCCUGCAUUCUUUGCCCAGAGAAUGAGAUUAAUAAUGCGACAGACAUGGAGCAGUGUGUCAGGUGUGCAGAUCAUCAAUUUGCCAACACCCAAAGAAACCACUGCCUCAGGAAAACUGAGAGCUUCCUUGCUUAUGAAGACCGCUUGGGCCUGGCUCUGGUCUGCAUGGCUCUCUGCUGCUCUGCACUAACAGCUGCUGUUCUUGGGGUGUUUAUCAAGCACCAAGACACCCCUAUUGUCAAGGCCAAUAACCGGGCCCUCAGCUACAUUCUGCUCAUUUCCCUCACCUUCUGCUUCCUCUGCUCCUUGCUCUUCCUUGGCCGUCCCAACAAAGCCACGUGCAUCCUGCAGCACACCACCUUCGCAGAGGUCUUCACAAUGGCUGUCUCCACGGUCCUGGCUAAGAUCAUCACUGUGCUUCUGGCCUUCACACUCACUGAUCCAUGGAGAAACGUGAGACCGUGGCUGUUGUCCAGGACUCCUAACCUCAUCCUCCCCAUCUGUACCCUCAUCUAAGUGACUCUCUGUGGUCUCUGGCUGGGAAUCUCUCCUCCUUUUGUGGACAUAGAUGCACACUCUGAACAUGGCCACAUCAUCAUCCUGUGCAACAUGGGCUCCCUCACUGCUUUCUACUCUGUCCUGGGAUACCUGGGUGCCCUGGCCCUGGCCACCUUCACUGUGGCUUUUCUGGUCAGGAACCUGCCUGACACCUUCAAUGAGGCCAAGUUCCUGACCUUCAGCAUGCUGAUCUGCAGUGUGUGGCUCACCUUCCUGCCUGUCUACCACAGCACCAAGGAGAAGGUCUUGGUGGCCGUGGAGGUCUUCUCCAUCUUGGCCUCCAGUGGAGGCCUCCUGAGCUGCAUCUUUGCCCCCAAGUGUUACAUCCUCUUGAUAAGACCUGAGAGAAAUUCACUGCACAGGUUUAGGGAGAGACCCACUGAAAGAAAUAAAUCUUAA